This is a messenger RNA of Mitosporidium daphniae, 672 nucleotides long. RefSeq lists its product as uncharacterized. The coding region runs from base 1 to 672 and encodes 223 amino acids. The record is from RefSeq and is a predicted model, not a curated record. NCBI's taxonomy places the organism in Eukaryota, Fungi, Microsporidia. The transcript has a single exon.
AUGCCAUCGUUGCCGUCAUCCCAAGCCUUUUCGCCCGAAAAUGGCAAUCCUAGCUGUGAAAAGGUUGAAUUGCAGUUGGCCGGUGCCGGCGCGAUGGCGGCAGCAGAGGCCGAUUCAAAGCCCGAAAUGGGAUUGAUUGUUCCGAAAAGGAAUGUUUCCGACCUUUCGUCGCUUUUUGACCGCCUGUCGCUCGAAAAAAGUGCUAACCCUCCAUCCCAUAUGGUCGAAGUGAGAUUCUGCAACGCUCUGCCAACCGCAGAUGAAAUCAAAGCCCAUAUUUUGGCCAAAUCCAAAAUCCAUGCCUCAACAUAUUCCAUCGUCGAUCCGGAUGCAGAGGCCUGUCGGAUCACACUUGUCUUCAACACACUUGCUUCGGCUGCCUCUUUUGUCAAUGCAAAUAUGCUUUCAUCCACAGCAGACGCUGGCCAAAUAGCGGCCACCUCUUGUUCUACAAGGCCAACAGGGUGUGAUCAUAUCGGAGAGUCACGCUCCAACUUGACCACAGAUGUGAUGGAACCAGCUGCAGCGACGUUGAGCAUCCCGCCCCCGUAUUCCCUUAUGGUGAAAUCAGCAACUUAUGUGACCAAGGCCAGUAGACCUGUAGAUAGACCGAGAACAUGCGCAGUAGCAUCGAGGAUGAUUAAACAUGCCCUUUCAAGAGCCCCAAAAUAG